UAGAUGGUCACAUUCAUGUCCUACACUCAGUUCAGUGGACAUGAAGUAGGUUUUGUGACGUUAAUUUGGAGGUGAGGGCAUUGGCUGCGGUCAUUUAUUUUGGGAACUCAUCGGAGUUAUUAACGUUUUUGAAGAAACUACGAGGGGGUACGUGGCCAGCAAUGGAGCAGAGGAAAUGGUGCUACUCUGACCCAGAGACACUGCACCAGGUGGAGGACACGCCCAUUCAUAAGCAGUGCAGAUCCAUGAGCAACCAGGCAGAGGGCCUGCUCUCCAAUGACGAUCCAAGCACCCAUGGCCUGGUGGCCAGCCGGAGGAAGAUGUUUGAGACUAAGGGCCGCGCCCUGUCUGCCUCCAGCAUUUCCAAAACCACGCUGAAACAGAUUCAGCACAAGGUUCUCGAGGAAUACGUGGAGCUCAAGACAGGCCACAAAAUGGCUGAGCCACAGGAGGCUAACACCCCGACCCUGGGCCAGAGGCACUCCAUGGCAUGGCAGCCGUCAGACUCAGCCCCAAGGCCUCUUACUGGAAAGACUGAAGCCAGAAGGAAGCUGACCAGGCCUCUCUCUGCAGAUCACCUACUGGAUGACUCUUACAGCUCCAUCCUGUGUGGCCAGUUCACCUCCACCACCUCCAAUGAGCCUGCCCGCUUUUCUGGCUGGAAGGAGACAAGCCAAUCAGUUUCAGGGAAAUCAGCCUCCACAGAAGGCCAUUUUGAUCAGCCUGAACAAUUGGGCUCUCACAUCUCAACUCCACAUUCUUGUCAGAUUGAGAAGAACAUCAGUGAAGCUUUACCAGUCAGUAAUGUUCAGAUGUCAAGUCCUCAGAAGAAAGUGGAAAGUGAGAUUGCUGGGAGAAAGCUCCAGGUUCUCUCUGGACAAGAGGCCUCUCACACCCGGGCGAAGGUGCCACGGGGGAAAUCCAUGGAGGAGCUGGCUGCGCCAGGGGUUGGUGAGCCUCUGGUCCUGAGGAAGAGCCUGGAGCAUUUCGACCAGCUCCAUAGCAGGAGGGCCAUGCAGGACAGGGAGGAGAGGAACGUCUCUCUGAAGACGAGGGAGCAGAGGUCCCAAGGACAUGCCCAGAGGAAACCUUUUUUUAAGCAGGAGUCCGCCCCCCAGCUACGCCUCAGGGAGAGUGCCCAAGGAGAGGACAGAAGCCUUAAAGCGAACUCUGAAGGCCCCGACUGGGCAGUCCCCCCGGUCUCACCCUUAUCUCCUCCUGGCAGAACUCACUCCAGGUCCAGCCCCUCACUCACUGGGCCUGCAGAGAGUUUUCUCAGCUCUGAAUUCUCCCUGCCCCUGUGUCCACUUAUCCAGGGUGCCCUACACAGAGAGAGCAGCAGGACAAAGACUGCCUUCCCACCAAGCCUAUCAAAGGGCCCCAGUGAGAGCUGGAGCAGACACAGUAUCAAGACCUCUCCUCCUGGACAGUCCUUGUUAUUGGAACUUUCAGUGGAUGAUCCGGAGGACAUUCAGAUCCCUACAUUCCCACAGGGAGUGUGUCUGAGCCAUGGAGUGACGGCAGAUUCAGACUCAUGGCUGAUUACUCUAGAGGCAGGAAAGAAUGAGGAAGAGGGGCAGUUAUCACCCUGUGGCGAUACCAGCCUACGAGAGGGACAGUAUCUGGUUUCCAAGCCCCAGGCAGCAUCCACUGCUCCUGUGACAGAGCGGAAGGCCAUAAACACCACACAAAUAGAAGUGUCAAGCGAGGAUGAGGAUGAGGAUGAAGGAGUUUCAGUGGAUGAGCCCGAGGCCCCAGUCAGCCAGGCUGAAUCAGAGUGGAAGAAGCUUGUGGAGGAUGUGAUCGCUGAAGACCAAUCAUUGGCUCACGUCCUUUUCCCAGUGACUAACCGUACCACUACGGUGAUGCUGAUGGAGCAGCUGCUGUCUGAGGACACGUUGCUGAUGGAGGAGCACUAUAGGAGGAAGCAGGCACAGAGUACUGGCAGUUCAGAGUGGAACAAGUACAGAUAUGAAAUUGUGGAGAGGGAAGGGAAAAUUUCUUCUUCCCACAUUGAUUAUCCAGCUCCUCAUGCCCCAGCACAGCAGACCAGCCAUGCAGAAGACAAGGGAGCAAGUGAUGUCACAGAGAAGAAGAGGCUUCUGGCGGCCUGCAUUAGGGCCCACCUACAGCUCCUGGAGGAGCAGCAGGCGGCCCUGAGGGAGGAGAUGCAGGCGAUCGGGGAGUGGGCGGAGGCCGUGGAUGCCCUGGUGCGGGAGAACUGCCCUCCAGCGGAGCAUGAACGCUACGCCCAUUUCGUCAGGGACCUGGAGCGCGCGGUCGGCCUGCUGCUCUGCCUCUCCGCCCGGCUCGCCCGUGUACUGAACGCUCUGAGCAGCGUGGACCAGCACACCGACGAGGAGGAGAGGGAAUCUCUGGACAAACGAUACCACCUGCUCUGCAAACAAAGGGAUGACGCCAGGGAGCUCAAGGACAACCUGGCCCGCCGGGAGCGCCUGGUGUCCGCCGCCCUCGCCAAGUGCCUGGCCCCCCAGCAGCUGCAGGAGUGCCGCCGCUUCGUCCAGACCAAGGCCUCCCUCCUCAUCCAGCAGAAGGACCUGGAGGAGAGGCGGGACCUGUGGGAGGAGCGGCUGAGGUCGCUGCUCGGCAGCAUGACCCCCUGAGCCCCUCCGUUUGCCUGCUUCCUCCUGCUGCACUCUCUCCAGUCUGCAACAUUCCCAGGGAUGCCCUCCUGCCCUCCUCCAGCUUCUACUCUAGUGCUGGUCGAUAGUCUCUGCUUCAGUGGGGAUAUCUGUUUAACUAUUUUCAAGGCGUUAAAUGGGAGAGCUGACCUUGAACACAAUAAGCUUAAUAAUUGUUUAUUUCUAUUUAGUUAUCAUGGCAUUGAAAAAGCACUUCUGACUCCA
This is a messenger RNA of Megalops cyprinoides (Indo-Pacific tarpon), 2867 nucleotides long. Its product is annotated as protein Shroom1-like. Gene Ontology annotation, cellular component: apical junction complex; cortical actin cytoskeleton; apical plasma membrane. The record is from RefSeq and is a predicted model, not a curated record. Bases 162 to 2624 code for a protein of 820 amino acids. Gene Ontology annotation, molecular function: actin filament binding. Lineage: Eukaryota; Metazoa; Chordata; Actinopteri; Elopiformes; Megalopidae. The transcript is spliced from 8 exons. Gene Ontology annotation, biological process: actin filament organization.